CGAGAACGACAACCGGCCCCACUUCCAGGGGGCCACUGUGCUCACCCACAACGUCAGCGAGCUGGCUCCGGUGCACUCGGUGGUGUUCAGCGCCCAGGCCGAGGACGCGGACGGGGACACGCGCUCAUGUACGUCAUCGAGCCGGCCUCGCCCGACGCCCGCUUCUUCCGCAUCGACCUCCCGAACAGCGGCCGCGUGGUGCUGGCGCGGGCCCUCGACUUCGAGAGCCGGCGGCACCUCGAGGUGGUCGUGACCGCCGUGGAGAUGAACACCCGGGAGCGGUUCAACGCCUCGGCGCGGGUGCGGGUCAAUGUGCUGGACGGGGAUGACCAGUACCCCCAGUUCCUGCCCUGCACCCCCCGCGCCCCCCACGGCCCCCCGGUCUGCACCAGCCCCGUGUACACCGCCAACGUCACCGAGGGACAGCUCCAGGGCGGUCCCCUGAGCUUCAGCCCCGGCGCCGUCUAUGCCGAGGACGGGGACAGGGGGCUGCGGGCGGCCAUCACCUACUCCCUGCUGGCAGGUCAGGAGAGCAGCAGGUUCCACAUCGACAACGUCACCGGGGCCAUCACGCUGCUGCGGGCGGUGGAGAGCAGCCGGCAGACCCCCGAGAUCUGCCUCAGCGUCAUGGCCUCGCAGGUGAACGACCCCUCCAAGUACGCGGUGGCGCGGGCGCUGGUGCGGGUGCUGGCCCCGAACCGGCACCCGCCGCGCUUCCCCCGCGCCCGCUACCGCGCGUUCGUGCCCGCGGCCCCGCGCCGCGCCGCCCUGCUGCUCACCUUCGGCGGGCAGGUGCUCGCCCUGCGCGCACACGACCCCGACUUCCCCGAGGGGCUGAAUCCCCAGGUGCGCUACACCCUGGGCCACGGCACCAACCAGAGCCAGCAGCUGUUCCAGGUGAUGCCCAACGGGCUCCUGGUGGCCCAGGCGGAUCAGCUGCAGCCCGGGCAGAGCUACAGCCUGCAGGUGCUGGCGCGGGAUGAGGAGUCGGGCGAGACCUCGAACACGACGGUGGAGCUGGAGGUGCUGUGGCCCGGGCAGGCAGCCCCGCGGGACCCGUCGGAGCCGGCGGCCGGGCGGGGGGUGCCGGCGGGGGCGCUGGCGGGGGGCGCGGGGGCGCUGCUCCUGCUCGGGGCGCUGCUCCUGCUGGCGCUCCUGGCGCUGCGGGCCCGGCGGCGGCGGCGGCGGCAGCAGCGCACGGCGGACCGGGCGGCGCUCGCCAUCGAGAAGCACCCCAACGUGAGCCUGAGGUGGUUCCAGCCGGUGCAGGCCGGCAAGUCCCCCCCGAGCCCCCCCCGGCUCUACUACCCCAACGAGGGCUACAGCGAGGUGGCCCCGGGGAGGUGCCGGGGGCCCGCGGAGGGCGGGGGCAGCCCCGAGGCCGGGGGGCGGCGGCGGGGGGCGCCGGGGGCGCUGCCCGCGCUGGAGGAGCUGAGCGAGGAGAGCCUGGAGGAGGCGGCGGGCGGCGACCCCCGAGCGGCGCCCCCGCUGCUGCAGCUGCUCGAGGACUCCAUCGAGUGCUGA
Camarhynchus parvulus is the source of this 1524-nucleotide messenger RNA. Its product is annotated as cadherin-related family member 5-like. Gene Ontology annotation, biological process: calcium-dependent cell-cell adhesion; multicellular organism development; adherens junction organization. The transcript has 13 exons. Gene Ontology annotation, molecular function: calcium ion binding; cadherin binding. Gene Ontology annotation, cellular component: membrane; adherens junction; catenin complex. The record is from RefSeq and is a predicted model, not a curated record. The coding region runs from base 127 to 1524 and encodes 465 amino acids. Lineage: Eukaryota; Metazoa; Chordata; Aves; Passeriformes; Thraupidae.